UCAUCAUCACGGAAAACUGUGGUGACUGGCGAGCAGCUGCAGAGAUGAUGCGCGACACAGAAACGGAGAAAAAAAACAAGGAGAAACCAAGGGAAUGGAGAGAAGGGCCAAGGAAAUGAUGUAACCCCCGGAAAAAAACAUAAUCUGAGAUGCUCCGACGCACCGAGGAACGCAGUGUCCGCCGCGCGCUUUGGAGAUAAAAACGCGAAGCAGCUCGGAUCGUGCAUUGAUCCGGAGAGUCGAGCGAGAGGAGGGAACGGGAGGGGUCGAUCAUGGGGAACGAAGCGAGUCUGGAAGGAGGCGAAGGGCCGCCGUCCGGGCUGCCGGAGGGACUCGCACCUGACGGGAAGGGGGGAUUCGUGCGUGUCUCCGAUGGCGCCCCGGUCAACCUGGCUGAACUCAGCGAGGAGGAGAGGAGGCUGCUCGCCGCGGCGAUGUCAAGGGCGCAGGGCAGGCAGCCUGGAGGCGCAGCGGCUGCGCGAAGACCUUCAGAAUCUGAUGCUCAGCAACGAUCCCCUCAGGCAGGGGCCUCCAGGGGCCCGACAGGUCUCAGUAAGAGCCGAACUGUAGACGCUUUCAACCAGGGUCCCCCUGGCAAGCCUGCACCGGGCCGUAGCCCUUCAUCACUCAGCCUUUUUGAAUCCCGAUUCCGGCAGGAUCCAAAAGACGCUGAGACCAAGUCAUCCGGCAUGUUUGGCUCCAGCUUCCUCAGUGGGGCCAACCCCCUCAGUGCCAUGACGUCCUCCAUGUCCUCGUCCAUAUCCUCUAUGGGCGAUGCUGUCAACAUACCCAAGUUUGGAUUGUUUGGGGAUGAGGAGGAGGGAACUGCAUCUACAGGACCUGAUUCUAAGCAGGGAGGAAAGCCACCAGGGAUGGGCCCUCAGCAGGGGCAAGGUCCAAAGGGGCCACAACAGGGAGGACCCCAGAAAGGUCAAGCCUCUCCUGGGCAGGGGCCAAAGCCGGGUCAAGGACCCAAGCAAGGUCAGGCACCUCCAGGCCAGGGGCCCAAAUCAGGCCAGGGUCCCCCUGGACAAGGACCACCUGGGCAGGCUCCCAGGCAAGGUCAGGGACCACCUGGCCAAGGACCCCUCGGGCAACAGGGCCCCAAACCAGGUCAAGGACCACCAGGUCCUGGUGCCAAACAAGGUGGUCCUCCCCUGCAAAAAAGUGGCCCCCCGCAGCAAGGAACAGGGAAGCCUGGACCCAAGCAGCAAGGGCCACCAGGCCCUGGGGCUCAUCCUGGUGAGCCACCUAAAAGUGGAGGGGGACUCUGUCCUCUGUGUAAGACCACGCAGCUUAACGCUGGAUCAAAGGAGCCUCCAAAUUACAGUAACUGCACGGAGUGUAAAAGCCAGGUCUGCAGCCUCUGUGGGUUCAGCCCUCCAGACUCAGCGGGCAAAGAGUGGCUGUGUCUGAACUGCCAGAUGCAGCGGGCGAUGGGUGGCAUGGAUCCUCCUGGUAUAACGAAGCCCAAACAAGGCUCCACCCCUCCCUCACCUCAGAGACAGGCACCCGGGAAGCCUGGCAAACUGUUGAUAAAGCAGCAGAGUACCAGCGACCAAGCGCUAACACCGCCAACCACGCCAAAGCAGAAAUCCCCAGGUCCUACGUCCCCAGGACCGCUUUCUCCAGGCUCCUCCGUAGGAUCACCAAGAAUUGACCCCAAAACAGGUCGCCCCAUUCAACAGAAAUCGACUCCCCAGCAGUCUCCAGCUAAAGCCAAACAGGAGUCGAGCUUCUUUGGAGGGUUAGGUGGUAUCAGUUUGGGAGGCCUGACGGAUGCAGCUAAACCUCCUGCAGCUGCUUCUCAAGGUACCGAGUCUGUGACGGGGAAACUCUUUGGCGGUUUUGGUGGUUUGAUGGAAUCGUCAAAGCCACAAGAAAAGGCUCCACCGAAGCAGGAGGAGUCGGUGGCUGGGAAGUUGUUUGGAGGUUUUGGAGGGUUGACAGAAACCAAGUCCCCAGCUGCUGCUUCUCAGAUGUUCAGCUUCGGAUCAUCCUUCCUGAGCUCAGCGACUAGUCUUGUCACCGGAGAAGACGCAAAGGCGGAGGAUUCUCCUCCAGACUCCCCUGCCGACUCUGGACCAGGUUCACCUCCUGACUCCCCCUUCUCAGCCCCCGGAUCGCCCCCUGAUUCUGAUUCUGCUCCUGACACCCCACCAGCCAAAUCCAAGAAACCUCCCAGAACCUUGUCUGUGGAGCAGAAGGUCCCAGAAGCCCCAGCCUCAACAACCAAGGAAAGCUGCCCUCUGUGUAAUGUGGAGCUGAACAUUGGCUCAUCAGAAGCACCAAACCACAGCUUCUGCACCGAGUGCAAGAAGACGGUGUGCAAUCUGUGUGGAUUCAAUCCUACACCCCACUUAGGAGAGAAAGAAUGGCUUUGCCUCAACUGCCAGACACAAAGAGCCAUGUCAGGCCAGCUGGGAGACGUGCCACCUGCCUCCAUGGCAUCCCCAAAGGAGCAGCCACAGGCUCCCACUCCUACACCCUCUACCACCCCUGCCCCUGCUGCUGUAGAUAGCAAACCUGUAGUAGCAGCAGAACAAACCCCACCAGUUCCUGAGUCCAAGUUAAAAACACUGGAGCCUGGAGAAAAACAAAUGGCUCCGACGGCGGGCAGUCCCACCAGCCCGUCAGACAUAGCGAAGCUGGAAAAUACAGUCCUUCCCAUUCUCGAGGCAAAGACAAGCACCCAACCCAAGGAUGAGGAAGAAAAACUAACAAACACUCUCAAGACGAGACGUAAAAUAGAGGUGGUUCCUCUCUCGCCUGACUCACCCAGCUCAGAAGAUGACAGGGAACUUUUUGAGAAGAAUACCAAAGCUACUACAAAGAAAAAGCUCCUUGUGCCCAUGGAUUUAAAAGCAGAUUCUUUGGACGACAGUAGUGAAAGCUACGAAAAAGGAAGUCCACUGUCGGGGGACGAUGAGGAAUUUAUCCGAAAACAGAUCAUAGAAAUGAGCGAGAAUGAGGACGCUUCCCCCUCUGACGAAGAAAACCUGAUCCGACGAAAGAUCAGAGAGAAUGAAAAGAAACAAAUGGAACAGGAGAAAACAGAGUCUGUAGAAAGGAGCGCAUCAGGAAAAGCCAGACGACUUACCAAGAAAAGCAGUAUCAGUCCUGAUGAUGGAGAAGACAAGAAACUCAUUGGUUUAUUGGAGAAAACAGAUGGACCAGAGAUAAAAGUGGAGGAAAAUCAAAGGGGUACGGCAGUUCGCAAAUUCCAAAAUAUGGAGCUAAAUGCAACCAGUGAAACUACUGAAAGAGAGCCUGAAAUGGAAUGCCUCACAGACUCUCCAGAUGAUAGGUCCAGGGGUGAUGGGUCAUCCAGUCUACAUGCAUCUAGCUUCACACCUGGGACAUCCCCAACAUCCAUGUCAUCACUGGAUGAAGACAGUGACAGCAGCAGUCCCAGUCGUAUCCGUUCCGAUGAGGGUAAACAACACAGGAAAGCCAAACACAGACAACCUGGUCAAAUGUUGCCAACUAUUGAAGACUCUUCUGAGGAGGAAGAAUUACGAGAGGAAGAGGAUCUGCUUAGGGAACAAGAAAAACAGAGGAGCUCAGCUAAAAAAUCCAAAAAAGACAAAGAAGAGAUUCGAGGCCAGAGAAGGCGAGAGCGCUCCAAGACACCACCAAGCAAUCUGUCCCCAAUUGAAGAUGCCUCACCCACCGAAGAACUAAGACAAGAAGCAGAAAUGGAGGAGAUCAGACGAUCGUCCUGCUCGGAUUUCUCCCCUAGUAUUGACUCAGAUCCUGAAGGGUUUGAAAUAUAUGCUGCAAAGAUUGCAGCUGUUCAGAAAACAUAUAAACUGCCUACAUCAGUAUCUCUCCAUUCCCCAACAGAUGAUCAAAAUACUGACAAACAGAAAAAAACUCUUAAAUCUGCUGAUGAGGCUUAUGAGGAAAUCAUACUGAGAGCUAAGUCUCCAACAUUUGACACAGGUGAAAUUCAAUCAGAAAAGGAGUCCCUUUAUGGAGGCAUGCUCAUUGAAGACUAUGCAUAUGCGUCUCUGAUUGACAAUUCAACUGCUGAUUUGGAAGAGCCCGAGAAAAUGAUUGUUCCUGCUCAGCCCAAAAAGCUGAGAUCACCUGAUGAAGUGUAUGAAGACAUGAUAAAAAAGAGGAAGGAAUUCAUGCAGCUAGAGCAAGAAUAUCAAAAUAUGCAGCCCCCACAGAAAAGCAGUAAUCCAGAAAUCGUGUUACAAUCAGCUGAAAGUAUGUUCUCUAAAAGCAGUGAAGUAACCCUUAGCAAAGAUGGAAAACCCCUGUUAGAUGCUGAGGCUGCUUAUGAAGAGCUUAUGAAAAGAGUUCUGACUCCAGGUACAAGUCCAACUCAGCAGGAGGGAGUGGUAGCCAGUGAAUCUAGACUAGCACUCCACCCCAUCCCAGACUUAAAGGUAACACAGUGCUCUUCAGGAGAGGUGUCCUCUGAUGACGAGUACAUAGUUAAAAGGGAGGAGAGCACAACUGCAGAACCAGACAUGACAUCAGCAAAAGAAACUGAACAUGUUACAGUAUUUUCUGAAUCUCCAUCAUCAACAAAUCAGCAACCUCACCCCACAAUCACACAAUCCCAGGUUGAUAUUGUGGACUUAUCUAGUCCUCUCUCAAAAAUGUCAAACCCAGUGAUCGUGAAUGUAUCACCAUUGUCCACAGUCCCCCAGUACACACCCAGUAUUUCAAGUGUAGUGUCAACUGCCCCGCCUGUGCCCCCUAAGCCAAGUGUACUGUGUAGGGCUAAUUCUCAGGAAAAUGCAGAUGUACCAGUUGCACCACCACUGCCUCCUCCCACACCACCAAAACCCACAGUUUUUCCCAGAAAACCCCCAGUUCCACUUCCAUCUCAGGCUUCAGCAGCUCCAAUCGUACCAGAGACAGUGGUCAUGACUUCAGCCCAAGGACCGUCCACGAGACAAGCAGUUAUACCAACAUACAAACCUCAUGUUCCCCCUCCUGUUCCCCCAAAGCCAUCAAUUUCUGCUGGGGGUGGUGAAAGCCACAGGCCAGGACAUGGUGUCAAACCACCAAUUGCACCAAAGCCUGCCUCACAGCCUUCUUCACCUGCCCAUGCCCCACAUUCAUCAAGACCCACUGCACUUCCUACUGGCACUACUACGACUGACAUAGUUCUGAAUCUGGGCCCCUCCUGUGAAAGCAAGCCAUUUCAACCCUCACCAAAGUCUCCUUCUUCUCCAAGGUAUGCCAGCAGUCUCCGUGACACAUAUGUGGUGAUCACACUGCCAUCUCAGCCAAGCUCUCCAGUCGAAGGUAUCUCAACUCAAGCUCCCUCUGGCUUUUACCCAGAAUCCCCUUUACAUCAAACUUUGCCCCAAGGUUAUAAUCUAGCACAGAAUCAACCUCAAUCAUUUCCACAGCCGAAUCCACAAACAACCCUUGCUCAAACAACGAGGGUGCCUCUUGCGUAUACACGAGUCACAGAGUCUAUUGAAAAUCAAGAGAUUUGUAACUCAGACAAACAUAUAUCUAGCUCUUGUCACAUAAUUGAAGCUAUAUCUGCCUCAGCUCAGCCGCCUGUUGUUAUGCCUAACCUCAUCUCUCAAGUAGUCACCACAGAGGUCCAAAGGACAACUGUAUCUGUUGUUCAUGAAAGGACGCCGCCACCACCAGUGCCAGCUCCAAGGGCAAAUGGUAUACCAAUAUCCUUGGAGAAACCUAAGCCCCAACCGCCUGCACAGAAUGGACAGUCACUCCAACCUUCUGAUGUGGUAGAUCUUAGGACUAUGAAAGUGGACCCAGAAUCAAACUUCAAUGGUGUGGACCUGUCCACUGGCCCAGACUCAAGACAUCAGUCCUCUGUGGUUGAUGUCAGUCGUCAGAACAGUGCCGUGCAGUCGCCUGUGGUCAACCUCAGUGCUGACUCAUCUACUGUUUCUAUCGUGACUGAUAGCAUCACCAUUGUGACCUGUUCUGCAACAAUUCAGCAUUGUGACAAUACAGACACCUCUCAAGCAUCUUCAGUUCCCCUUCAGCUGACAAAAAAUAAAGCAUUUGAACCUGUUUCUCAGAUUAUAUACCGGCCAAUUGAUUCUCAGCCCUCCACACAUGUCAGUACAGAGAUCCCCAUUAACCUCACAGUAGGCUCAAGUACAUGUGUAGGAACUUUCCAUACCAAUCCUGUCACAAUUGCACCGACUUGUGUCGCAAGUUGUGUCGCCAAUGGAUUAACAACAGGUGCAGCCACAAUAGCCGGGGCUGUUGACCUUAGCACCACAAAACCAUUCGGCACUAUGGUAUCAGUUGAAGGUUUGUCGGCCGAAGUGGUCACAGCUGUAAUCACAGAUGAUGAUGGAAAGCCAGUGGAUCUCACAGCAGGAAAAAGAGCUGUAUGCUGUGAUGUUGUAUAUAAGCUCCCAUUUGCUGGAAGCUGUGCUACCCAGCAACCUACUACACCUCUGCCAGAAGACCGCUUUGGAUAUCGUGACGACCAUUACCAGUAUGACCGAUCACCGUAUGGAAUGAGAGGGUUUGGUGGAAUUAAACCAUCAAUGUCAGACACUAACCUAGCAGAAGCUGGCCUGUUCUUGUAUAAGAGUAAGAACAGCUAUAAUUUCAAUGGCACCACUGAGGGUGCAGUAGAUCUUACCUCGACAAAGAUAUCUGAUGCAGGUGAAGCUGUUGACUACUCCAAGAAAGGGACUUACGCAGGAAUGACAAUUCCACCCUAUUCUCAAGCUGGAGUUACAAGUGCUGUUGGUACACUCUUUGGUACAAGCAGUGUAUUGAGGUCUUCAAACGGGGUGGUCUAUUCCUCUGUUGCAGCACCAAUACCAUCUACAUAUGCCAUUACCACUCAACCUGGCUCCAUCUUUAGUACAACAUACAACACCCUGUCAGGUAUGCAUACCAGCGACACAAUGCCAUCACUGUCCAACCUCGAGAACUUGCCACUUACACGGUCCCACAGUUUCCUGUCUACUAUCUCCACUGCUGAUACAGAAGAACAAGGAGAUGCCCCACUAAAUCUAGAAAUAUCUAGAGGAGGUACAACUGCUGGCAGUUUGGUCACCAGGGCAACUUCUUUGUCCCUUGACACUUACACUGAUGCAUCCCUAGAGGCUAUAGCUGCUUCACUGGAAGCUCUAUCUUCACCCAUGGUCCCAGGGGAUGGCCAAUAUCAGGCAGAACGUGAGAGGUUAGAGAUGGAGAAACUCAAGCAACAAUGCCUGGCAGAGGAAUUAGAGAGGGAGCGCCAGGAGAUUCAGCGUUUUCGUGAGCAAGAACAGUUCCUGGUACAAAAAGAAUUGGAGGAGCUGCAGGCCAUGAAGCAGCACAUUUUGACUCAACAGGAAGAAGAAAGACAGGCUCAUCUCAUGAUGCAAAAAGAAACAUAUGCCCAACAACAACAGCAGCUUGAACAAAUUCAAAGACUACAAGAGCAAUUACGUUUACAAUUGGAAGAGCAAAAGUUUCAUCAGUUGUACCCAGCUGGGGACAUACAAGGGCAUGGCUUUCAGGAGGCACUUGUCCUAGGACCUGAUGGCACAGUGCUGUCCAGAAAAAUCACAGACAGUGGUUGCCAGACAGAUGAAGAGGAUGAUACAGUGAGCAAAGCCUAUGCAGCAGGAAGGAAAAAGAAAAGCGCUAAAAAGAGUGUUGACAGUUGUGUGCAAACGGAUGAUGAGGAUCAAGAAGAGUGGGAAGCUCAGACCAGAAGUCGACAAAGCAGGCCGCGAACGGCCAGGGGUGAUAGGGGAGGGCAGUCAGAGAUGUCUCUUCAAGCCCAUACUGAAAUAUCUAUUCAAACAGAUACAGAGGGCAAUAUUAGAAUGGACACCAGGAUGGAACUGUCUGACUCUGAAAGGACCUCACCAAAGAAACGCCCUUCACCGUUAGAUAUAGGCCAGUCUCCUAACCUCAAUGUUGAUUCCUCUUCUCUUCAUGCCCCUCUUAAAUCUCCAAAAGUACUCUAUUCCCCUGUAUCCCCAUGUUUAUCCCCUAGCAAAUCCCUCGACUUUGUUUCAUGUGAGAAAUCACUGAGUGAUACGAGCCCACAAAAGCUAAGAGGAGGUGCAGAGACAUUGAAAGCCUCUCCAGGGAGUCCUAGGGGGCCCAAAACAAUGCAGAGAUCCAUGUCUGAUCCAAAGCCAAUGAGUCCAACAGGAGAAGAAAAUGCAAUAUCUGGCACCCAGUGUGGUGAUGGCUUCACUGGCAAAGGCUCUGGUGGCACACCAACAGGCACUCAAAAGAAGGUGAAGAGGACUCUCCCCAAUCCACCAUCAGAGGAUGAGUCAACAACCACUGGCCAGACGGCAUACAGCACUGGUUCUGCCCGCCGAAGAAUGUGCCGCAACUCCAACAUGGCACGUGCAAAGAUCCUUCAAGACAUUGAUCGGGAACUAAAUAUGGUGGAGCGCGAGUCUUCCAAGCUCCGCAAAAGGCAGGCAGAGCUAGACGAGGAGGAGAAAGAGAUUGAUGCCAAGCUCAGGUAUUUGGAGAUGGGCAUCAAUCGCAGGAAAGAUGCACUGCUGAAAGAGAGAGAGAAAAGAGAAAGGGCGUAUUUACAGAGUGUUGCUGAAGACAGAGAUUACAUGUCGGACAGUGAAGUUAGUAACAUCAGAGAGGCUAGAGGUGGGCGUGGAGGUGGUGAAGAUGAGGAGAUUGAAAGCCACGGUCUGGAAAGGCCCAGGACAGCUCCUCAGACAGAUUUGGAUGACUUUGUUCCACCUCAAACCAAGCACGAGUAUGGAAAAUACUCCCAGUAUCAAUACCCUCAAAGCCAGUACCAGACUCUUUACCAGACUCCCCAGUCCUACCAGUCUCAUUCCAUCUAUUCCUCUGUCCCCUCACUCACUAGUUCCCAGCAGCAGAGUUAUCAUCAAAUGCUGCUGUUGCAGCAAAAAGCUGCCAGGCAAGCAGCCCUCCUCUCAGAGCUGGAAUCAACAAAAUAUGAAGUCAUUAGUCGCCAACCUGAUGCCACAUCAUCAGCUUACUUGGGAGUAAAGUAUGACAAAUAUGGCAACCAUCUUGAUCUCAGAGCCUUGGAUGUUGGAAGUAUAGCAAGUAGCCCCAUGUCAGCUGUCUCUGAUUCCUAUUACACAGAUGUAGAUCAUCACACACCUCGGAGUUAUAUGCUGUUGGAGGAUGCCGCAGAGCUAGCUAAGAGUUCAACAGGUCUGUCUUCAUCAUAUAGUCUGGCUGAGAGGGAGCUAGCUAAGGCAGAGAAGCUGCUGCGAAGGAGUGCUGCAGAUUUGGGGUCGACUGAUUAUCUGGGAUCCAACUCCAGACUCCAUACUUAUGGAAAGACCCCUGAUGAAGAGGAUACAAUGGAGGAACCAUAUGAACUGAAACUGCUAAAGCAGCAGCUCAAACAAGAGUUUAGGAGAAGUACGGGCGGGACAGAAAACUUAGAACAACUGACAGGUCUGUCCCAGCACUACUAUACCCCAAGCACUGGCAUCUCCAGUUACUCUCAAAGGCAAUAUCCAAAGCUGGAAAAGUAUAGCAUCAGUCGACUUACUCUUGAGAAGCAAGCUGCUAAACAACUCCCAGCAUCUAUGUUGUACCAAAAGCAAAAGACUCCACUCUUAGAACCCAAAAUAUCCUCCAAGUACUCCUCCAUUACAGACAGCAGAGGUCUGGAAACAGACUAUACAAGUUAUCUGGGGCCUACCAGUGCAUCUCCAAGAUCCAGUCGGCUUAUGCAGGAUGAGAUUACCUUUGGUCUCCGUAAGAAUAUUGCUGAGCAGCAAAAAUAUCUUGGGUCAACCUUGGGUGCCAACUUGGCUGGAUCACUUAAUUUGGGCCAGAGCUUGGGUUUGGACUCCGCUUAUCCCAGUGGUAGUCGCUCAAGACCCGCGUCAAGGCCUACGUCUUGCUACGGCUUGGACUUGUCUCUCAAAAGGGACCCUUCCAGCUCUUCACUGAGGCUUAAAGGGGAUGGAGAAUCAUCAGGAGAUGUACCAAGUUUUCAAACACCUUCUGGUCGCACCAAACCCACAAGCCUUCCUAUUGUGCAAAGCGGACGUGGCCGAAUACCCAUCGUGGCCCAGAACUCAGAGGAAGAGAGUCCCUUGAGCCCUGUUGGUCAACCUAUGGGCAUGGCCCGUGCAUCAGCAGGACCUCUGCCACCCAUCUCAGCUGAUUCAAGGGACCAGUUUGGGUCUUGCCUGUCUCUGCAGGACUCCCAGCAACAGCAGCAUAUUAGGGAGGAGCCAACAAGGGGUAGGGGUUAUGUACUUCUGGAUGAUCUUCAGGGCAACAUGUCAGAUAGCGAAGCCCUAAGUGAUUCCCUGAUGGCUUUGAACAGAGAUGAUGCAACCCAUGCCUACCACCUUAGACGAGAAGAGACGGACUGGUUCGACAAACCAAGGAAUGGACGCGUGGAGAACGGACAAGACAAGAGACAGGGAAAAGUCCCACACUACCCCUUCCCUCACCUCAGGGUCAAACUGCAGAGGGAUCCCAAAGACCGCAGUGUCUCAGGAAAUGGUCUGGGAAUCCGUGUGGUCGGAGGGAAAGAGGUCCCCGGCAGUAACGGAGCCAUUGGAGCAUAUGUUGCCAAAGUCCUACCUGGUGGAGCUGCAGAACAAACAGGAAAGAUUCUUGAAGGAAUGCAAGUCCUGGAGUGGAAUGGUGUUCUGCUGACAGGGAAAACGUAUGAAGAAGUGCAGGGGCUUGUUGGACAGCCGUGUAAUGAAGCGGAAUUGUGUGUCCGACUGGAUCUCAACAUGCUUGCCGAGUCUGAGGGUUCCCAGCAGCUGGAUUACCAGGACCACAGCAAAAGUGACAGACCGCCCAGGUCUCCCGGCGUUGAUCCUAAGCAGCUGGCGGCGGAGCUGCAGAAAGUGUCACAGCAGCAGGCUCCCACGUCCACCUCCUCCUCAGGUCAGGUAACCACCUCCGCCACCUCCAGUCCCGCUCAGCCCGGAUCACCGUCCGUCAGCAAGAAACGCCACAGCAGCAAGACUGCAGAGGGAACAAAGACUCCAUCCCACCCCAUCUCUGGAGAGAUACAGCUUCAAAUCCACUAUGACAAGCAACUUGGAAACCUGAUCGUUCACGUCCUUCAGGCCAGAAAUCUCGCCCCGCGGGACAACAACGGCUACUCUGACCCAUUUGUUAAAGUGUAUCUCCUGCCAGGGAGGGGUCAGGUCAUGGUUGUCCAGAAUGCCAGUGCUGAGAACAAGAGGAGGUCCAAGCACGCGGGCAAGAGUCUCAACCCCGAGUGGAACCAGACUGUCAUCUAUAAGAACAUCCAUCUGGAACAGCUGAGGAAGAAGACGCUGGAGGUGAGCGUGUGGGACUACGACAAGUGCUCUUCUAAUGAUUUCUUAGGCGAGGUCCUUAUCGAUCUGUCCAACACGACCCAGCUGGACAACACGCCGCGGUGGCUACCACUGAAGGAGCAGAGCGAGGGCGACCACCACCGGCGCUCCCACUCGAGCCAGGGCCGCCACGGCUCCUCCAAACCGCCGUCGCAGCACUCCUCCCCCAAAACCACCGGCUCCUCUCACCAGGACAACCAGGAUUCCCCGAAGUCGUCCGUCAUCAAGAGUCGAAGCCACGGUGUUUUUCCAGAUCCAGCGAAGGACAUGCAGGUGCCCACUAUCGAGAAAUCUCACAGUAGCCCCGGCACAACGAAGCCUUCCCUGUCCGAGGGCCAGAGCCACAGCCACGGACACGGCCAGCACUCGCGCUCGCACGGCGCUUCGCGCUCCGGCAAAAGCGCAGCGCUGCAGCAACACCGCCAGGACGGCGGCACUGGAAGCGGCGGAGGCGCUGCCAUAGCGACGGGCGAUGCCCCACAGCAGUCACAGCCGCCGCAACGCCUCCAACCAAGCCAAAGAGGCCGCAUCUCACUGACGCACCAGAGACACAGCGUUGUGGGUGUGCUCACCAUUCAGAGAGCCCAGCCCGAUUGGCUGCCGGCGCUGCCAUCAGCCGCGUCGGCCAAUGGGAGCCGUUCAGACGGCAGACACCUGACCCUCAGGAAAGCCGUGUCAGAAGAGAGGCCGCAGAGCACCGGAGCUCGUUCAGGCUACAGAUCCGGCGACGUCCCCGUCACCGCGGCCUCGUUGGACAGCGGGCUGAGCGGCAGCGCCUACAGCUUGUUGGACGAAGACGCAGACAUGAACGAAGUGGACAGUGCCAUCUUCCAGGUGCCCCGAUUUGGAAAGAUUCCCAACGGCACUGACGUUAUGAAAUCAUCAGUGGGACACAGUGACGCUGAAGGUAAAUCUCAGAUCAUGGGUGAGAUAAAGAUCGCUCUGAAGAAAGAGGUGAAGACGGAGGGUGAGCACCUGGUCCUUGAGAUUCUGCAGUGUCGCAACAUCACCUACAAGUUCAAGACUCCAGACCACCUGCCCGAUCUGUAUGUGAAGCUCUACGUGGUGAAUAUCGCCACCCAGAAAAGAAUCAUCAAGAAAAAGACCAGAGUGUGUCGACACGACCGCGAACCGUCCUUCAACGAGACCUUCCGCUUCUGUAUGAACCCCACUGGACACGCUCUUCAGCUGUUCCUGGUUUCCAACGGUGGCAAGUUCAUGAAGAAGACGCUGAUCGGUGAAGCCUAUGUUUGGCUGGACAAGGUGGACCUUCGUAAGCGAGUGGUGAGCUGGCACAAGCUGCUCGCCAGCACCGCCCAGAUCCAUUCGUAGACGACGACGACGACGACGAAGAAGAAGACGUUGAACAUUUGUGGUGAAGGCUGCGUGAAGUUCACGCCGGAGCAGAAAAAUGUGUCUUUAUUCAAAUCUUUGUUUCAGGCAUUGAGCAGCUUUUGAAGGUGAAAACAAAACGACACAAACAGAGAGCUGUGGUGGUGGUGAUGGUGAUGAUGAUACAGAUGAUACAGAGUUCAUGAGUUCACAGGACAUGAACACAUGACGUUUACAGUGAACGGACGUCAGAGCGCGACGAGCGGGGCGAGGCGUUCAGAGGUUACGUGCGGAAUCAACCAGGUAUUAACACACUUUUUAAUCCACACACACACACACACACACACACACACGGUUAUUUACACCUUUUUGCACAUCAUCGUCGUCAUCAUCGCUCGCGCAGCAGAUUAAUUAUUUACUUGGAAAACAAGUUUUAAUUUUGAUUUUCUCAUUGCUUUAUUAUGACCUGCAGAGUUUUAUUCGUUUAUUGGAGAAUGAAAUAUUUAAAAAAAAAAAAAAAAAAAAGACCUCUUAUUUAUUUUUAUAUUACGAUAUUAGUACAGAGUUCUAUCAGUUGUCUUAUCCUGGAUUAUUUAAAAACAAUGCUGGCAUAGUAUAUUUAAAAAAAAAAACAUACACUGACUACCAUUCCAGUGCAAGAGGGAAACAGAGAGCAUGUUUUAACCCCCCUUUGUUUUGUUUUGACCAUAAAUUCUAUCAAAUUAUUGUCUCUACGUAUUGUGCGCAUGACUCUGUGUGUUUGGAAUGCAGUGCACAAAGUGUCCUAGCUGGAAAUGAACUAUAACACACGUGUAUAUAGAUAUAGAUAUAGAUAGAUAUCUUUAUCAAUGACAAUCCAGUCUUACCGAUUACGUGACAUAGAGGAUUUUAUUUAUUCACGCCCCCUAGAUUGUAAAACACUUAUUUAUUUAUUGAUUGAUUUAUGAGAUCUAAAAAGCACAUGAUCAUGUCUUUUAUUGUUCGUCCGGAGCGGUCGACUCAGUGUUGCACGCGUUUCUCGUUGUAUUUUUUGCACUUUUUUUGUCCUUGCCUAGAAUGUACAGUAUGAGCGUCGUUGUCGUCAUCGUCCUGCUACAAAAAUAAAGAAAUAAAUACAUUUCAAGGUGAUGAAUUAGAGAGUUAUACAGUUAAAAAAAACAAAAAACAAAACCCUCUUUGGUGUUUUUUAUGUCCAAAAAUUUACAAAAUCCUUCCCGAGUGUUGAGCAGCGGGAAACAUCUGCGUCAGUAAACUCUCUCAAACUAAAUUGGGUGAUUUCUAUGCAACGCAUGAAGACGGAAACUGCGUCCGUGAGACACUCUGGGGAGAGACGAGGACGUACUGUAACGUAUGUAUUGACUUUCCUUUUGCACUGGCGUGUAAACGGUUUUUAUUUAUUUAUUCAUGUAUGUAUUUAUUUAUUAAUUGUGUCGCCCAUGAGAGACUAUUUCACAUGUUUAAAAAAAAAUAUAUAUAUAUAUUAUAUUUGUUUACAGUACACAUCAGGUUUUUUUGGUUUCUAUAACACAAUGUAGUGCUUGUUUACAAAGUUUAGAGGGCCUAAAAACUCAGAGAACCGACACUUAGCAACGAAACUACCAAAAUAAAACACUGUAAUCAUGGGACGUUGCACCCGAAAUAAUAGUAGGUUUGAGGUCAGUAUGUGUUAUUUUCCUUUCUCUCUCUCUUUUUCAUUUUUUAUAUCCACGCCAAGUUCACGCAUGUCACCUUUUUGACACUUAAGUGAGUAAGAAACACUUAACUUUAAGAAUCUCACACACACACACACACACACACACUUACACAUACAGACACACCAUCUCUCUAUUUCAAACCUUGUAAAUACAUAACUUUUUAUACCGGGGGGUUCGGGGAGCAAUAGGUCUUUUAGCAGACGAUUUAAAAAUAAAAUUAAAAAAAAAGAGGCGUGUGAUCAUAGAAGUAACCGGACGUUGUAUUUCUCUGGAUUGUUGUACAGUGGAUAGACUGAGAAACGGCCGUACGUCUGUCUCUAGGGACCCACUUUAACCCAACCCUUUACACCAAACACUAAAGGUUUACCAGAGUCUUAACGACACACACACACACACACACACACACACACACAGCUCUUAUCUUAACAGCUCAAGUAGUUGCAGGAGAAUUUAAAUGUGCUCACACUGGAUGUUGCAUGUUUCGUCGGUGGUUCAUACUAUUUUUGUGUCCAGAUAUUACUAAAGAUUAAGAAAAAAAGAAAAACAACAACAACAGAGAGAGAGAGAGAUAGAACAAAAAUGUUACAGAGGGAAGGAAAAACAUAUUUAAAUUAUCCAUGAUGUAUGCUGACUGUACAAAGAUUAUUGCUUGUAAAACCUGGUCUGGUUUUUCCACUUGUAAGUAAACUUGGGGGGGGGAAAAAGGACAAAAAAAAAAUCUAAUGUCAUGGUUUCGUGAUUGUAUACAGGAGGUAUUGAUAAAUUAUGCAAAUUGUGCUGUAAAAAUGGCUGUUGCCCCAUGUCUAAAUAUUAAAUAUCAGUACAAAUGAA
This is a messenger RNA of Solea solea (common sole), 15145 nucleotides long. RefSeq names its product piccolo presynaptic cytomatrix protein a (gene pcloa). Lineage: Eukaryota; Metazoa; Chordata; Actinopteri; Pleuronectiformes; Soleidae. Gene Ontology annotation, biological process: presynaptic active zone assembly; protein localization to synapse. Gene Ontology annotation, molecular function: structural constituent of presynaptic active zone; metal ion binding; protein binding. The transcript has 27 exons. The record is from RefSeq and is a predicted model, not a curated record. Gene Ontology annotation, cellular component: glutamatergic synapse; membrane; GABA-ergic synapse. Bases 273 to 12620 code for a protein of 4115 amino acids.